This is a messenger RNA of Seminavis robusta, 1236 nucleotides long. The record is from the annotation of a GenBank genome assembly. NCBI's taxonomy places the organism in Eukaryota, Bacillariophyta, Bacillariophyceae, Naviculales, Naviculaceae.
CCCUUGACAACACCAGAAACAAGUCAGUUGACCCCAUGGAAGAAGAUCUAAUACCAGUACUCUCUUUUGCUCUUCAGGCUCAUAAAAGGACAGUUUAGAAUAGUUCAGUAGUCUCUGAUUAACCAUGAAGCUUUCUCUUUCUUUUUCCGUCGCUGUCCUUAUCGUCUUGGCUUCUAAUUCCGAUGCCUACACGGUUGGAAAGCCCCGUGCUUCCCAAGUGGUGGUUGAUCGAAGAGGUGUUCUUUCUGUGUCUGCCGCCGCUGUGGCAGCUGGAUUGUUGGGAAUACCUUCUGAGGCACAGGCUGCCGCAGCGGCAGUACAGGAUAGUCUGGAUGUGCAAAGCUUUCUCAAGACGGGUAUGGAUGCAGGAGGCAACAUGGGUGUUUCCAGUCAAGCCGGCAAGAGUCGGCCUCAGACUGGUGUGGUGUUACGCGAUGGAAGUGAUGUGCAGCAAGACAAACAGGGCAAUGUCUUGUCGGAAAUUUUGACGGGUACCAAAGCCAAUCCAAUGGCAGUGGUAGCAAGCUUUCAAUCUCCUUGGAAAUUGGAGACUGGUCCAUAUUUUGAUGUGGAAUGCCGAGAUUCCAAGACGGGCGAAGGUGCCUUUAUGGCCGUCACGGCCGAUGUCGGUGGCAAAAGAUUGUCUGAUCUCUCCACAGAUUUCUUGUUGGACCGAUUGUUCCGGCCGGAAGCUCGAUUUUCUUUCUAUGGACCACCCACAGAUGUCAAAGUCAAGAGCAGCCGGACAGAGGGCAACUAUCGUUAUGUUGAGCUGGGCUUUUCCACUCUUUCGCAAUCUACAAAUGCCGAAAUUCCCCGCAAAGCUCUACUGGUGGCUACUAUCCCCGAAGGGACCAACAAUGCCGUCAUGCUGGUAGGAAGUUCCAAUGCGUCAAGGUGGAAGAAUGGAGCCGACAAACGAGUCAGAGAAACCAUUGAGUCUUUUCGGGCAGUUCCGGCCCCCAAGACAGGCAUGAAACUGCGUGCCAAGCAACGAGGACCGGAACCUAUUGAGUUUUAAUACUUUAGUGUGAAAUGAGACUAGUUGCUCGCGCUUGCUGCUUGUACCACCGGCAUUCAUAUUGUGAGGUCUUCAAUGCUCAACCGUUGUACGACGCUCAAUCGUCGUGCCGAAACAGAUUGGUCAUCCCUUCAGUCGCAUCAAACUAGAUACGACAUUACAGGUGCAAGUGUCAGUGGUAACAUUCGAAGUUGACCCUCUCUCUUCCUACUAGC